AUGACUACAAUAGAUGCACACAAGGUGCAAUGUGUAGAUCUGAAACAGAAACCCUAUUUGGAUCUACCUCAACCAAACUCAUUCAGCAGCAUUACCCCAUUCCCAAUUCUCCAUCCCUUGCACUACACAACCAUGUCUCUCAAUCUUCGUCAGAAACAAACAGAAUGCAUCGCUCGAAUGCUGAACCUGAACCAACCCAUCAACUCGACGGGAACGGCGAACGAAGAAGUGUACAAGAUACUGAUAUACGACAAGUUCUGCCAGAACAUUCUCUCCCCAUUGAUCCACGUCAAGGACCUUCGCAAACACGGUGUCACUCUCUACUUCCUCAUCGACAAGGAUCGCAAACCCGUUCACGACGUUCCCGCCGUUUACUUCGUUCAACCUAACCAGUCCAACGUCCAACGAAUCGUUUCCGAUGCUUCUCGAUCGCUGUACCAGAGUUUACAUCUCAAUUUCUCAACCUCUAUCCCUCGCCCCCUCCUUGAAGAUCUCGCCACUGGAACCUUAAAUUCUGAUUCAAUUAGCCGCAUUUCCAAGGUCCAUGAUCAGUACCUAGAGUUUGUGACUCUCGAAGAUAACCUCUUUUCCUUGGCCCACAAUUCUUGUUAUGUUCAGCUUAAUGAUCCUUCUGCUGGGGACCGUGAAAUUGAGGAGCUUGUUGAGAAGAUCGUUGGUGGGUUGUUUUGUGUUUUGGCUACUCUUGCUGUUGUGCCUGUUAUUAGGUGUCCCCGUGGUGGCCCUGCUGAGAUGGUUGCUUCUGCGUUGGAUCAACGAAUUCGUGAUCAUUUGUUGUCUAAGAACAAUUUGUUUACUGAGGGUGGAAACUUUGUGAGCUCGUUUCAGCGCCCGGUGUUGUGUAUAUUUGAUAGGAAUUUCGAGUUGCCGGUUGCCAUUCAGCAUGAUUUUCGGUACCGGCCGCUUGUCCAUGAUGUGCUUGGUUUGAAGCUGAAUAGGUUGAGUGUGCAGGGGGAGAAAGGUGGGAUGAGAUCUUAUGAGUUGGAUAGUUCUGACUCGUUUUGGCUUGCGAAUGGAUCGCUGGAAUUCCCAGAGGUUGCAGUGGAGAUUGAGACGCAGCUGAAUAAGUAUAAGAAGGAUGUGGAUGAGGUGAAUAAGAGGACUGGUGGAACUCACGGCGCAGAGUUUGAUGGAACAGAUUUGAUUGGUAACACGAAGCAUUUGAUGAAUGCUGUGAACUCUCUGCCUGAGCUGACUGAGAGGAAGCAGGUGAUUGAUAAGCACACCAACAUUGCUACUACAUUGUUGGGUGAGAUUAAGGAGAGAUCACUUGAUUCAUAUGCGAAGAAGGAGAAUGACAUGAUGGUUAGAGGGGGCAUUGAGAGGAAUGAGCUCCUUGGUGUGCUCAGAGGGAAGGGAACAAAGAUGGAUAAGCUUCGCUUUGCCAUCAUUUAUCUUAUUUCUUCUGAAAGCAUUAAUCAGUCAGAAGUUGAAGCUGUGGAAGCGGCGCUGAGAGAGUCCGAGGUUGAUACUGCUGCUUUUCAGUAUGUGAAAAAGAUCAAGUCAUUGAAUGUUUCAUUGGCUUCGGCAAACUCUGCCAGCAGAAGUAAUAUUGUAGAUUGGGCUGAGAAGCUCUAUGGUCAGUCAAUUAGUGCAGUGACAGCUGGUGUGAAAAAUCUUUUAUCCAAUGAUAGGCAGCUAGCAUUGGCAAGGACAGUUGAAGCCUUGGUUGAAGGGAGGCCAAAUCCUGAAACAGAUUCAUACCUCUCCUUUGAUCCCCGUGCUCCCAAGUCUGGUUCAGGAGCUAGUAGCAGCCAUUUGAAAGGGCCAUUUAAAGAAGCAAUUGUAUUCAUGAUUGGUGGCGGUAAUUAUGUGGAAUAUUGCAGUCUGCAAGAGCUCGCCCAACAUCAGCAGCCUGCCAAGCAUAUUAUAUAUGGAACAACAGAAAUUCUAACCGGAGUUGACUUUGUAGAUCAGCUUACAUUGUUGGGGCAGAAGAUGGGUUUGGGUAACGUUGCUUCUACCUCAACUCAGUAGUUCAGAUGUGGAUGUAAUACAUUUCACAUUUCAGUUUGCCAAAUUAUUCUUUAAUAUACAAAGGAAAACUUUCAGACAUCGAGGUAACACAGGCAAAUUCAAUCUGCUUUUGAUGUUCAUUGUCUAGAAAAGAUGAAGGAUUUUGUGCCUUAUAGUGCCUUCUUGAUUAUAAAGCAAGGGGACUGUUUCUUGCUUUGUAGCUUCCUGUAGUAUAGUCGUAUAUGCUUUAUCUUCAUUGUAGUGAAAAGUUCUUUGAAAAGCAUGAUGUGCCUUAUAUGCUUUAUUUUCAUUCUAUAGAUGUUUCGGUCAUCGAAAAUCAUCAUGUAUUAAUCAGUGCACGUUUCUGCAAUUGGAUAUAUUCUGCUUGUCUUUCAACCAUUCUUUAAGCGUCGGGUUUAGAUUGAGUACUACCUAAAUCCUAAAUUAUCAGUAUGCAAUUAACUCUGGUCAUUAAGUUAUGUUUAUUAUCAAGGCUUAUUAUUUUUAUCUUGUUUAUAAUUUUCUAAAUUCUGUUACCCGAUGACUUCAAUUCAUCAUCCUAUUAACCAUACGACUAGCUUUGGGGUACCGAAAGCAUGAGAUAAGAUUAUUCUAUAAGGACCAGAGUUUUGCCUUUGAAAUUGACUAGUACCAAGGUCGUAUUCGGUAUGUGUUUAGUGCAUUGUGGUUAAAUCAUAACUUAAUCUCAGUCCCACCCAUAAAAUUAUAAAUGAACUUUCUUUUUUAUUUGAAGGUUAUUGUCAGUUAUGAACUGUUCCCUUUCUAGCAAGAGGCACUAAGCUAAGGAAAAAACUGAAAAGUUUGUAAACAUUGAGUUUGUGUAUGAAAUGUUCAGCAGGAAUGCUGUCAUACGCCUUCAUGAUAUUUAUGAGUGGCUUGCAUACAACAGUAGCUAUAAGCACACUUAAGAGUCACAUGGUCAUGAUACUGAUCUAAAAAUUUAGCUUAAAUAUCUAUGAAUCAAUUUUUUGUACAAUCUUAAUAAUAAAACUUUCUGAAAAUUGAUAUGGGGUAGAAAGCCCCCUAACAAUUACAUCUAAUUAAGAAUUUGUUUCAGCAUUCCGAGAAAAACCAUAAACACCCGCCGUAUCAAAUGCAGCAAUGCAAGAUCAAAUUUUGCCAUCGGGUUUGCUUAAAAAAAUAUAACUUAUCUAAUAAUACAGAUUACAUAUAAUCAUAGGCCAAUUUGCCUAAGAAGAGUGUGAUGCUUUAUUAAUGAAAGGGUUUGAUUUGACCGUAGAGAGUACGAAAUCUGUUUUCUUGUCUUUGUUUCUAUUGCAUUUUAUCUUAUCCUAUCCCAUUCUAUUUUGUGAUAUUUGAAAACUAUCGUCAAUACCUCGGCGCUAGUACUUACAAUAGCAAGUGCAUUUCUAAUGCAUUUAUUAAUUUUUCUCAGAGACCAGAAUUACUACGAGCAAAUUUAUUUGCUCUGCUAUUCUGCCCAAGCCUGGCUGAGGAAGAAUUUCUAGGCCUUAAACAGAAAAAUGCAGAUUAAAAGAUUAGGGCAUACUGUAUUUAUAUAUAUUCUUUGUAUUUCCCAUGAAUAUUUUUAUCAUUUCUUGCCUAAAUCUUAGUGAACAAGAUACAAGGUGAAGACAAUGUAACAUUUUUAUAAUUAUUAGCGAGAAGAUAAAAUAAAAAUAGAAAG
Abrus precatorius (Indian licorice) is the source of this 3643-nucleotide messenger RNA. Its product is annotated as SEC1 family transport protein SLY1. Gene Ontology annotation, biological process: endoplasmic reticulum to Golgi vesicle-mediated transport; intracellular protein transport. Gene Ontology annotation, cellular component: Golgi membrane; cytosol. The coding region runs from base 1 to 1995 and encodes 664 amino acids. Gene Ontology annotation, molecular function: syntaxin binding. The transcript has 2 exons. Lineage: Eukaryota; Viridiplantae; Streptophyta; Magnoliopsida; Fabales; Fabaceae. The record is from RefSeq and is a predicted model, not a curated record.